Ceratosolen solmsi marchali is the source of this 1246-nucleotide messenger RNA. It is a transcript of the gene vg, whose product is annotated as transcription factor vestigial. The record is from RefSeq and is a predicted model, not a curated record. The transcript has 7 exons. Gene Ontology annotation, cellular component: nucleus. NCBI's taxonomy places the organism in Eukaryota, Metazoa, Arthropoda, Insecta, Hymenoptera, Agaonidae. Gene Ontology annotation, biological process: regulation of DNA-templated transcription.
UAAAGCGAGUGAGAGGCGGAGGCCAACGAGCCAGAGGACCGGCAAGUAGCGAGAGCUAACCCCGGUCGCGCAUCAUCCCCCGGAUCGCUGGCGGACGCAUCGCGAGCAUUGGCGUCGGAUUACCCGGCGGUCGGUUAUCCCGCUGGCGCGACGUUCGCGUACAGUAACCGUCAGGCCGGCGACGGCAGCAGCGGAGGCGGCGCCGGGAACGGAGUCGGGUCUGCCGGAGUGCCGGGGGGCCCGCCCAGGGGGGUGAUGAGCUGCUCCGAGGUUAUGUAUCAAUACUAUCCGUAUCUCUAUCAGAGGCCACCACCGCCCCAUCCCCAUGCGGCCCCGCAUCCAAGUGUCGCCCACGCUGGUAACCCUCACACGGCCCAUCACAGUCCUGCGAGGCCUGCGCCCUUCCAGCCCUUCUCCACGGCGGCACCGAGCCAUCAGUACGACAGGAUCAAUGUUAAUCAGCGUUCACUAGAAUCAGCGGGCCUGGAGCUGUGCGACGCCGGUGGCGGUGCAGGUGGUGGUGGUGGUGCCGGCGGCGGGGCUGGAGGAAACGGAGCGUCGGGUGUACCUCAAGGUCAAUCGAGCAGCGCAGGCUCCAUAGGCUCAGCGCCAAGCCCUGCCUCGCCCAGGCCAGCCCCUCAGCAUCGGCCACCACUCACCACUUCGUCCCAAUCCUCGAGAAACCUCGAUGAUGACAGAUCUACUGAUGCAGUUGGACCUAAUGCUACAACAGAUGAUUCUGAUGAUAGCGAAAGUAGAGCACAAUAUGUUAGUGCAAAUUGUGUAGUUUUUACUCAUUAUCGAGGAGAUGCAGCAACAGAAGUCGAAGAACACUUUCAGAGGGCGCUCGCACAAGAUAAGCCGAAAGAUAACAAUAACCCUAUGAUAACAAGAAACUUCCCAGCCUCAUUCUGGAAAAGUCAUCACGAAGUUUAUGAAUAUACCGAUCCUUGGCAUUCACAUUAUACUCAAUAUCACCCUCGGUAAGUGACAGAAGCGCACCAUUUCCGCGUGUCGGCCGCAGAAAGCUACAACAGUCGCCUGCGGAACCGCAGCCUCGGACAUCCGACCACACAUCCAGGCGUUCCGCACCACGCGCAUACCGCUGCCACUUACAAGGAUUGGACGUCGGCGACACCUUCACAGUCGCUCGUCGAUGCGUCCUCAGCACCACCCUAUCCCCAUGGCCCUUACGCGCCCCUAUCGAGCGAUUACUGGACGUGAAGGGGGCGCGAGAACUCAAUCC